Suillus bovinus is the source of this 770-nucleotide messenger RNA. RefSeq lists its product as uncharacterized. The coding region runs from base 163 to 615 and encodes 150 amino acids. The transcript has 2 exons. NCBI's taxonomy places the organism in Eukaryota, Fungi, Basidiomycota, Agaricomycetes, Boletales, Suillaceae. The record is from RefSeq and is a predicted model, not a curated record.
CGAUGCGUAUUCUGUCAUACCGUCGCGAUUGUUGCAUGAUUAAUCUUGACUCGCGUCCUAUCAGCUCGUUGAACGUUUGCUUUGCCGUUGCUUUGCUGUCCGGCAGAAUGGUGGGGUGGUUUGUUCUGGUCCGCAGUGAUUUUGGGAGGCGAUGGCAUUCUGAUGCGUCCCCCUGGCUGCCCUCUUCGCGUAUUCAUCCGUGGCUUCGUCUCCUGCUAUGCCCUUGUGACCUGGGAUCUAUCUUAUGGAACAUGCCUACGAGGUGGUGACCGGGUUGUGUUCGGAAGGCAUUGGUGGCUCUUGUUGCGUGCCUCUCUAGCAUUAGCUAGUAGCGAUAGACACAAAUGCACUGACCUGCACGGACUCGAUGACCAAGCGCGCGUCCGAUCUCUGAAGUUGACGAAUCGCGACCACGGUCAUACCUACGACGACGACCGAACUAUCACUCUCGGACAUAUAAAGUACCUAGUGACUCAUGGGUUGGUUAGGUUACUGCUUGUUGCAUGGGCCAGGCCAGUCAGACGGCAAAGACCUUCAGGACCCUGUCGGACAUCAAUGUCAAGUAGUUCGACGUGCAUGUCGAUCGUUCCAUGUCUAGUUCAUCUCCGUCAAUAAAAAUUACCUCAGGAAAACAUCUCGAUCCCGGUAUUCACGCUGUAACAGAAUGAAGCCUUCAGACCGAUGUGGUUACUCAAGGACAAUGCACUCACGCGUUCAUGGCAUGGUCCACAAAUAUUCCACAAAGCAUCGUUGUACGAAAUCCACAAGGG